AUGGACUUGAACGGGACGGCAGCGUUUGAAGCGCGAUGUCGAAUUAAAAACAAUCCACUCGACAUUUUGUGGGUUCGGCUGAUGAUGUUCGCGCUUUAUGCAGCUGUAUUUAUUGUUGCAGUUUCUGGGAAUAUGCUGGUCGUCUAUGUAGUCACAAACAAUCGCCGGAUGCAUACUGUUACUAAUAUUUUUAUUUGCAACCUUGCCAUAUCGGAUUUAUUGGUCAAUUUUACUUCACUCUGGCUGACGCCGAUGUACACGUAUGUGGGCCACUGGAUUUGGGGCGGUUGGGUGUGCCACGGACUGCCGCUUUUUCAGGGCACCUUCAUCUUCAUCUCCACCCUGACCCUGAUGGCAAUAGCGGUUGAUCGUUAUUUUGUGAUAGUUAGGAAUUCGACGAUAGCCAAUUCGAAUGAUCGGGUCAGCUUGAAGAAAUGCGUGGUGAUAGUGUGCACAAUAUGGUUUGUGUCUUUACUUCUGGUGAUGCCAUACGCAAUUCACAUGGAGAUGGGCCUUAUCGGGCCGCCUUGUGAUUUUCACGUUUGUAUUGAACGAUGGGCUGAUGGUCCGCUUCGAACUGUUUACGGGCUUUGUGUGAUGGCACUACAGUUCCUCGUCCCGUUCGUGAUCAUCGGCAUCUCCUAUGCAAGGAUUUGGUCUUUUCUCAAUACUCAUGAAGAGGGUAUCUCGGCUCGAGGCACGAUCCAACGGGACAAAGCCCGGAAACAGCGGCUUCUCCGGAUGCUUGUGACAAUGGUGGUCAUCUUUGCCGUCUGCUGGUUCCCGCUCAACCUAUUAAAUCUGCUCCGGGACCACGGCCUGAAACCGUUCAACUCACCGGAAUUCGCCUUCCUGGUCGGCCAUUUGGUGGCGAUGACGGCGACCUGCUGGAAUCCGAUCCUCUACGCGUGGAUGAAUGACUCGUUCAGAAAGGAAUUCAUGAUGGCCAUUCCGUGCAUACGGCAAACGGGGAUGGCACGGCGGAUACGGACGGAUAGUGUACCGGCGUCGGUGCGGAUAAAUUGUCCUCAGUCAGCAAGUCUUGUGGAAAACCCAUAUAAAUAUUCACGACAAGCAAGCGUGGAUAGUAAGGGAUUCUCGAUUUGGGCUUCGGUGAAACAAAUGUUCACAAGAAGGCCUGCCAAAAACAUCGAUGAUAUGGCGCAGGAGCAGGUGUUAAAGGAGACCGUGGUGACCGAGGCGGUCGAAGCCUCGCCAACCGCCGAAGAGGCAGCAUUUACCUGC
Molecule: messenger RNA, 1245 nt
Organism: Mesorhabditis spiculigera
Lineage: Eukaryota; Metazoa; Nematoda; Chromadorea; Rhabditida; Rhabditidae
Source: the annotation of a GenBank genome assembly